GAUAAAGGGCGGGCUCGGGGAGCGGGGGGGACGUACGCGCAAGGCUGGCGCGGUCGCUCGGGGUGCACGGCGCGGCUUGAGCGGGAAAAAAGCUGCUGUUGCAGAGUAAUGUGCUUCAUGAUGACAAAGGUGAAGGCACGUUGUUCUUGCUCCUCCUGCCUCUGAUUCAAGUUUCUUUGGAGAAGAAAGCCUUAAGAUGGCAGGCAAAGGAAGUAACACAGACUGCAUGUCGUGCAGCGUACUGAACUGGGAGCAGGUCAGCCGUCUGCAUGAGGUUCUUACAGAGGUGGUUCCAAUCCAUGGACGAGGUAACUUCCCAACACUGAAGAUAACUCUGAAGGACAUUGUUCAGACUGUUCGGAGUAGGCUGAGUGAAGCAGGCAUUGUGGUACACGAUGUCCGUCUGAAUGGCUCUGCUGCUGGUCAUGUCCUGGUCAAAGAUAAUGGGCUGGGGUGCAAAGACCUGGAUCUCAUUUUUCAGGUUUCUCUUCCAAGUGAAGCAGAGUUUCAGCUAGUUAGAGAUGUGGUGUUGCGAUCCCUCUUGAAUUUCUUGCCAGAAGGAGUAAGCAAGCGAAAAAUCAGUCCAGUUACACUGAAGGAAGCCUACAUCCAGAAGCUGGUCAAGGUGUACACAGAGUCUGACCGCUGGAGCUUGAUAUCGCUUUCCAACAAACAUGGCAGGAAUGUGGAGCUGAAGUUUGUUGACUGCAUACGACGGCAGUUUGAGUUCAGUGUGGACUCCUUCCAAAUCAUACUGGACUCCCUGCUCUUUUACUAUGACUACUCGGAAACCCCCAUGUCGGAGCACUUCCAUCCGACUGUGAUUGGGGAGAGCAUGUAUGGAGACUUUGAAGCAGCUUUUGAUCAUCUCCAGAACAAGCUGAUAGCUACCAAAAAUCCUGAAGAGAUCCGAGGUGGCGGGCUCCUGAAAUACAGUAACCUCUUAGUACGAGACUUCAGGCCCAUGGAUAAGGAUGAGAUCAAAACAUUAGAGCGCUACAUGUGCUCCCGAUUCUUCAUAGACUUCCCAGACAUCCUGGAUCAGCAGCGCAAACUAGAGACCUACCUCCAGAACCACUUCUCCAAGGAAGAGAGGAGCAAAUAUGACUACCUCAUGAUUCUGCGCAGGGUGGUGAAUGAGAGUACGGUCUGCCUCAUGGGACAUGAGCGAAGGCAGACUCUCAACUUGAUUUCUCUGCUAGCACUCAAAGUGCUGGCAGAACAAAACAUCAUCCCUAAUGCCACUAAUGUUACCUGUUACUACCAACCAGCACCUUAUGUUAGUGAUGUAAACUUCAGUAACUACUAUCUUGCAAAUGCUCCUGUGCCGUACAGCCAGUCCUACCCCACUUGGUUGCCUUGCAAUUGAUCACUUCACUUGACUGUUCUUGAAUAGAGGCUACUGAAGACCAAGAUGCUGAGUGUAUUUAGACAAAUAAUAACUAUCAGUUGGAGGUUUUCUAAUGGAAACAUGACUGCAUUGGACUGUCCAUUUCCUGGUGUGCAGUAGGAAUAUGCAACCAGGUGACCUGCUAUGAACCUUUCAGUCUCUACAAAUGCCAAGAAGCCUUAUUACCUCUUCAUUAGGAGAAGAGAACCAGCAGCCAGAUGUUAGAGGAGUAGUUGCAAAACUUGGUACUAGUUCUGGAAAUGGCUAUUAAUAUGUGACCUCAGUGGAAUAUUCAGUAAACUGGGUUAGUUAGUAGAGGAAAGACUGUAAAAAGUCUUGAGCAGAAGCCACUCCUGCAACAGCAAUGAAACUCUGCUUUCUAUUGCCUAACCUCUUUACUCUGUACUUCCUCAGUUCAAGUUCUGGCCAACGUUCUGUUUGACUGUGCAAAGGUGGACUCAUGUUAUGCCUGGGCUGCUUCUACUUUCUGGCUGUGUAGAACUGGUGACUGUAUGGAUACUGUCUGUCUUGUAGAGGGCCUAAGUGUUGCUUCCUGCAGUACCUAGGGACACAUGGUUCUGCCUCAGGUUCAAGAUUAAUUUGUUGGAAGUUAAAGAUCCAUUAGUAAGUCUAUCUCUAAAAUAUAAGCUGGCUAAUUUUUUCGUGAGUACAAAAAUUUGCCAGGUUGCAUCUCCAAACAUGUAGCAGAACACAAGCUAAAACUUUGUAAGGUGAAAAGUCCUUCAAAUGAGGAAUUUAAGCCUCAAAUAGAAUUGGAACCACAGCUUGAAUAGUUAGGAUGGAAAAAUACUGUUGAGUCCAGGCUCAAGAUAAAGCCUUUCUGACUGCAUCUUUCAAAACAAUUUUUGGCACAGUUGGAAAGUACCACAGCUCUUUGCACUGAGGUUUUGCCCAAUUUUCUUCCUCACAGGUCCACAGCAAGCAAAAACAAACACACAGCCCCACCCCCCCACACCCUUUCCCCCCAAAAAAACCCAAACCACUGUAAGUUGCAGGAUAAUGUGCACUUCUGCCACAGUAUAAAUUCCUAAAGUGCCUAGUAAAAUUACUUUCUUCUUGUACAACUUCAGGCAGGUCCUGAAGGCUUGUUUUUUUGUCACCACUUAAGAGUUGUGCUUACUUGCCACAAUCACCUGGUCACUGUAUAAGAUGGUAUUUUGAGUGGUUAGAGUCAAAUUUUUCCUGUGUAUGACUCUCACUUGAAGAGGUAUAUGAAUGCUAAGCAGAGCUCUCCACAGAGGCUGUGUGUGGUGAAAGUUUGCCCCUGGAGGUGUAUAUGCUCCCUUGGAGGUGUAGGUGGCUGACCUUCCUAAAGGGUAUGUGCUGAACUUGCUGAUUUGAAACUCCUGUGCAUUAUAAGGAAUAUUAAAAAUUCUGCAGUUAUGUAUAUAGCAGCAUUAGAAACUGGUGUAUUAAUUAGAUGAUUUUCACUGAAUUGCAAUAGUAAAAUACAUAUAGCAAAUGAUCUUGAGUUUCCUUUGCUUAACCAGAGAAGUAGUAUGGAAAGACAAAUAUUAGAGGUAUUUAAUAUGUACUGGUGCAAUGUUUAAAAAUACUUGUUUGCUAAACCUUUUUUAUGACUGUCGCUGCAAGCUCAUGAGACCAAAGUGCCUGACAAAACAAAUGAUUUAAGCUUAGAAGGUAAAGCAGAAAGCAAGUGAAACACCAAUGUAUGGUUGCUGUUAAAGGUGGGAAACAGUAGCAGUGCAGCACUUAAAUGGCAGUAAAAAACCCUAUGUUCCUAUUAGGACCAAGAACUUCUAGUUAUGUUGCAAGUUCUCUUGCUUUUAUAACUACUUCAUAAAGACUGCCUCAAUAAAGCAGUGAGCCUGCUUUUUUUCAGGCUUCAUUUAGCUUAGGAAGACAAGGAGGGAUACAAUCUAGAAAGCAGACUGUAGCCAUGCAUGCUUUAGCUUUAUUUUUUGAACAGUUUUGUAAGCAACUUAGUAGCAAAUAACAAAUAAUUUGGUCUCUUUUGUUGUGUGUUUUUUUUUUCAUUAAAGACUUCCUGUGUAGUCAUCCAAAGCUGCUAAACUUGAAAGUGAACCCAGCCUUUUUCACUAGCUGUGGCUUGGACUUGAUGUAGCUUAUAGACAAGGCAUCUCUCACUCAAGACUUCAACUAUGUGGAAGGCUUUUUAAAAACAAAUAUGAUGCCAGUGUUGUGUGUUAAACUUAGUGCAAGCUUGCUGCUGGAAUGCGAACUUAGGCGUGAAUAGCUUCUGCAUGCAAGGCAAUACUUGGCCUAAUAUAGAGUAUCACUAGAAAGAAGGAAGUUGUUUGUUUAGGAGUUUAAUUGCUAUGGUCUCUUAAAUAGCUGUUUCUAAAGCUGACCUAAGCUAUACCCAUUGCAGAAGUAAACCAUUGGCUAAAGUGACAUUGUUUGAUUUGCAUAUCAAAUAGCCUAGGCUCAUUUAUCUGUUUUGUGCGAUCUCAUGGCUGAUCUUUAGAAACUUCUCUGUGCAUCAGCUUGUGUGAAGAAGUGGUCAGAUGCUCAGGAGGAGUCCUCAUAAGCUUGAAACAAACUUAUGUUUUACUGGUCUUUGAAUGCCUUGGCUGCUGGACAUCAGGCCAGGUACAUCUAUUGGAAAAGGCAGUGCUAGAAAGAAGGCUCUAAUAAAUUCCUACUGAGACAGAGCUAUGGGGAAUUUAAGCUUCCUGCCAUAAAUAUCGUGCUUUUGCCAAUGUAACCUGUUGCUUCCAAGGAAGCUUUGUGUUGAAUGGUUGAUCCAUGAACAGCUGACUUCCUGGGUUUAAGCUUUGAAGGACUGCUGUGUUCCCUGUUUGUCUAUUAAGUUUCUCUGGUGUAUUAAAAAUACUGAUGCUUUGUAGCCUGGCUGCUGGGUGUUAAGCUCUUGAAUAGUUAAACUACAUCCUGAAGCUGCACACUACCUACUGCUCUGGCCCUACUGUAUAAGGUGUUGCUGGGACACUGUUUAUCUCAAUGUCUUCAAAAUAAUCCUGGCUUGGCAGGUAGAGCAGGUAGUUUUUCAUUACUGUGUUGCCAGCAGUCUACUCCUUUCUGUUUCGAGUUGUCCUAGCAGCCUGAUAUUAUAUAAGGCAGUGGCUUAGUUUGGUGUGUGCUAGCUGGUUUGAGUUCAAGUUUAUCUGGCCUCUCUAGCAAGCAGUAGCAUGAGAAUGAGUGCUAGGUAAAAGUUAAAAAUUAUGACCUUAGGCCAAGUCUAUGCUGCCUGCUUGAUUCAGUCUCGUUUAGUACUUAAUGAUGCCUCUGCAAACCUGUUCUAUCCUCUGUUGCUCACUUGUGUGUCAAGUGGAGGUUAGAGAGACUGCUAUACUUCAGACUAUUACCCUAACAUAUUCUCUGGGCAGUGGCAUCAAAACAAAGCUGCAGUAACAAUGAACUGCCAGUCUUGUAUCAGUGCAUCAUUCCUCAGGACUAGGCUUCUAGUGAACUUGUCUGUGCAGUUUAAAAUAGCAGUUUUCUUCCUGUAGCUUAUAAAGCUCUGCUGGGCUAAGCCGGUCUGAGGUUAAGCAUAUGUUGUCGAUAUUUUUGCCAAGUCCCCCUUGACUUACAGGUUAUUGAUGUGACUUCCUCAUUGUAAGAUAGAUUUUUUUAUUUGAUAAAGAUGCUACCAAGGAGACCUAGUAGUAGACUGGGUUUUAAUCACUUGGGUGAAAUCCCCAUGCUGAUCCAUCAUCCCUCUGUAAAGCUGUAAGGUACAGCAUACUUCAUACUCCCUCAGCUCAAGAUUUGAUUGUUGCUGUGGUUGUCAUCAGCUAGUUCAGUCAGUCACUAAGCUGGAAGUUAAAGACUACUGCUUGCUUUUGAGUAACCAUUUUUCACAAGAACCUCACACUUUAUUUUAACAUCAGUAUCUUGUCUACAAAGCAGUAGGUAGUAUUUAAAUCUAGUCUAAAUACCUAAAGAUUUUAUUAAAACUUAGACCCAAUCUUGGGAUUGAGUUCUGGGGUUAAGCAUUUGGUAUGUUUUGUGCCUAGGCUUUGUGGGUUUCUGAUCACUAGAAUAACUACUAAUGUUGGUAGUAACAUCUGCUUAUCACUAUACAAGUGCUUGAGGAAUGGCCUCUUAGAAUAGAACUUGGACAAAUUACUUCAAUUUUAAACUGCCAGUAUACUACUGAUGGUACUUGUUUACUAACCCUCUCACUCAUUUAAUCAAGGUGCCAUAGUUGUUAGGCACAGCAAUAAGCUGACCAUAGUCGCUGGCAACUUUGUUUAAUUUGGGUGUUGGGAGAGCCAUAUGGAUAGUAAUACUUCUAGCCUUUGCGUCUAGGUCUUAAUCAACCAUUUGUUAAAUAUGGUGAAGUGUAUUUCAUAUGCUCUUUCAAUUAAAUUAGUUAUAAGGUGGGAUGCUGGGCGAUAGUUGUUGAAGCUUGGGGGGGAAUGGUUGGAGCACCCUAGUUUUUCUCACUUCAGUGAAGUGUCUGGAUUGGGCUUAUCUCUGACUAAAAUUGCACUUUCUGUUGAAAUUUAGAAGGCCCUUUUUUUUCUGUUUAUAUCUUGUAUUCUUUUUACUAUUAAAAGAAGUCAGCUCUUGGAAAAUAUGUUUCGUACCUCUUUGGAAGAAGCGAGUUUUUUUGUUGUUGUUGUGGUGUUUGGUUUUCUUUUUUUAAUUUAAGCUGGCAAAACAAGGUACGAGAAAUAUUUGAAUUUGUGAUGAGCCCAAAGGUGAGACUGGUCACAGUGACUUUGUCUGCUUUUCUUCACUAUUGUCUUCACUUGUCAUUCUUGGAAAUUGGGUUUUGGACCUUAAUGAUUCUGAAAUUCUUGUGCAAAUAAACUUAUACUAAACAC
This is a messenger RNA of Columba livia (rock pigeon), 6186 nucleotides long. RefSeq names its product terminal nucleotidyltransferase 5C (gene TENT5C). Lineage: Eukaryota; Metazoa; Chordata; Aves; Columbiformes; Columbidae. The coding region runs from base 197 to 1369 and encodes 390 amino acids. Gene Ontology annotation, molecular function: RNA binding; poly(A) RNA polymerase activity. The transcript is spliced from 3 exons. The record is from RefSeq and is a predicted model, not a curated record. Gene Ontology annotation, biological process: mRNA stabilization.